This is a messenger RNA of Aspergillus heteromorphus CBS 117.55, 1605 nucleotides long. RefSeq names its product MFS transporter. The transcript is spliced from 2 exons. The record is from RefSeq and is a predicted model, not a curated record. Gene Ontology annotation, cellular component: membrane. NCBI's taxonomy places the organism in Eukaryota, Fungi, Ascomycota, Eurotiomycetes, Eurotiales, Aspergillaceae. The coding region runs from base 1 to 1605 and encodes 534 amino acids. Gene Ontology annotation, biological process: transmembrane transport. Gene Ontology annotation, molecular function: transmembrane transporter activity.
AUGGCCUCGGAUCCAGAAAACACCACCCCCCAACAACAGCUCCACGAUGUCCCAACACCGUACGAUUCCGAGUCCACAAUAAGCCGCAGCGGCGAUGAAUUCCACGACAAGCCCCUCGACGAGGAGGAGGCAGGGGACGACGCCCUGACGCGGCUCGAAACGGCCCAGUCGGCACUCAAGCCGCCGUCGGUGCUAUGGAAAGAGAUCGCCUUCAUCGCGGUCGUCUGCAUGGCCCAGUUCAUGACGCAGGCCGGUCUCUGCAUGUCCAUCGCCCCGGCCCACAUCAUCGGCGACACCUUCAACACCACCAGCGCCGGCGAGCUGAGCUGGUUCGCCGCCGCGUACAGCCUGACCGUCGGGACCUUCAUCCUGGUGGCCGGCCGUCUGGGAGACGUCUACGGCCACCGACUGAUGUUCAUCAUCGGGUUCUCGUGGUUCGGACUGUGGUCUAUACUGGCCGGAUUCAGCGUCUGGUCCAACAAGGUAUUCUUCGACUGCUGUCGCGCGCUGCAGGGCAUCGGACCCGCGAUGUUGCUCCCGAACGCCAUCGCCAUCCUCGGCCGCGCCUACCCACCCGGUCUGCGCAAGGAGAUGAUCUUCAGCUGUUUUGGCGCCACCGCUCCGGGCGGAUUCAUCGUGGGAGGUGUCUUCUCGUCUCUCUUCGCGCAGCUCGUCUGGUGGCCGUGGGCCUUCUGGGUCCUGGGGAUGGUGUGUUUCGUUCUCGCGGCCCUCGGCAUCCUGGUCAUCCCGCACACCCACCGGCCCGUCUUCAAAGACGACCUCACCACCUGGACCCGUCUGGACAUCCUCGGCGCUGUGACCGGUAUCUCCGGCCUCGUCCUGAUCAACUUCGCCUGGAACCAAGCCGCACUCGUCGGGUGGCCAACGCCCUACACCUACGCUCUUCUGAUCGUCGGAUUCGUCAUCUUCGGCGCCUUCGUCUUCGUCGAACGCUCGGCCCCGUGCCCCCUCGUCCCAAGCUCCGUCCUCACCGGCGACCUCGCCUGGGUGCUCGGAUGCAUUGCCGCCGGCUGGUCCAGCUUCGGAAUCAUCAUCUACUACUUCUAUCAGUUCAUGGAAGUAAUCAAGGGCGACACGCCGCUCCUCGCCACGGCAAAAUGGUGCGCCGCGGCCCCGUCCGGCGCCGUGGCAGCCCUGGUCACGGGCUUCCUCCUCGGAAAGCUGCCCCCCAGUGUCAUCAUGUUCUUCGCCAUGUGUUUCUUCACCGCCGGACAGGCCAUCUUUGCUACCGUCCCCCUGGGGCAGACGUACUGGGCGCAGGCGUUUGUCGUUAGUUUGAUUACGUCGUGGGGGAUGGACAUGUCCUUCCCCUCCGGCACUCUAAUUCUCAGUAACUCCAUGCAUCACCACCACCAAGGCCUCGCUGCGUCGUUGGUCACAACGACAGUCAAUUAUUCGAUUUCGUUGGGUCUCGGGUUUGCUGGCACGGUGGAGUCAAAUGUUAAUGAUGGCGGGAAAAAUGCCCUCAAGGGGUACCGAGGGGCCUUGUAUUUGGGUAUCGGGCUGGCCGCGUUAGGGCUGGUUACCUCGAUUUGCUUCAUGUCGGUGCAUUGGAAACGGUAUCGGCAGGGGAAGACUGCAUAG